Messenger RNA from Clunio marinus, 1685 nucleotides. The record is from the annotation of a GenBank genome assembly. Lineage: Eukaryota; Metazoa; Arthropoda; Insecta; Diptera; Chironomidae.
GGUUGCUUUGUUUCGAAUGAACUUUUAAAUUGUGUCAAAUAUAAAAGAAAAAUCGAAUUCAAUUUACUGUUAAUGUUAAAUUAAGUUGCCAUGGCUCAAAAACCAGCUUCAAUUUUUAUUAACCCAAAGUUUAAAAAUGCACACAUCAAUCCAAAUUUCCUUUCUAGAAGCAAAAUCCAUUUUAAUCCUAAAUUUUUGACAAACACUUUAGUGGACAAUUCCUUAUUUAUUUCCGAAUCUAUACCAAAAGAGUCAGCAUUACAACCAAAAAUAAACAAUGGUAUCAUAAAACAAACCAGACGAAGUUUAAUUCGUGAUCCUAAUACUUCAAGGUCAAAUGUUUUGUCGACCUCUGAACCAAACAACUCUAAUUUUAAAGCCUCAUUCAAGAACCAAAAUCUAAUUAAAAUUAAUAGAAACAAGCUCGUAAAAGCUACUCAACUCAUGCAACAUCAGCAUAAAGAAAACGAAGUUAUCAAGAAAAAGACUCAAUUAAUUCAGAAAACAAAAAGCUUGUUGAAACAAAACGAGCACAAAUCUUCAAUCUACAAACUCGAUCGACGGAAAGAUUUGACUCCUAAAAUAAAAAAAAUUGUUAGCACCUACUCCCUCCGUCAAGUUGAUGCCAUAUCGCCAAAGAAAGCUUUCGCUCAUGAAAAAGUUCUACGAAUUUCAAAGCUUUUAUCAAAAACUGAUGGAUAUAAAAAUACGGUCAUGAUUGAUAUAAAUGGUGUUCAUUAUAAAUCAACCAGCAAAACUUUGACAAAAACAUUGGUUCCUUUUGCAGAUGAAAAAAGAAAUUCUAAUGAGAAAAUGUUAAUUAUUCGAGGAGAAAAGUUUAUUCUUGAUACUUCUGGAAGAAAAUUAAAAAGAAGUAGUGAAGGAAAUGAUUUCAAAAUGUCUCGAAUCGAUAUUGGUGGCUUAACUUACAAGGCAUCUGAGAGUGGAGCAUAUGAACGAGACAACAGUCAUCAAAUAAGAAACCAUUUAAGCUUUGCGAGAAUGAAAAGUAUUUCAUUUCUGGCUCGAAAUCGACUUCAGAAAAGCAACAUCAUAUGUCCGAUUUAUAGACGUCUAGGGAAGUGUUUGUCAUAUGCCAAUGGAAGAUGCCAAAAAGUUCACGAUCAACGUUAUGUUAUCGUUUGUCCAAAAUAUCUAACAGGAUCGUGUCAAGAUGACAAGUGCAUGCUUUCUCACAAUGCGAACCUCCACAAAAUGCCUGUUUGUAAGUUUUUCCUACAAGGUCUAUGUCAGAAACAACGGAAUUGUCUUUAUCUGCACAAAAAGCUCACCGAGGAUACAAAGUUGUGCAAUGAAUUCUUAAAAGGUUACUGUCCAAAGGCUGAUAAAUGUACUCUUCUUCAUGAUUUUAUGGAAACUCAUAAGAAAAAGAUUUUGGUGAAUAAUGGAAACUCAAAGAAAAAACUUAUAAGUGAAAAAGGUGCAGAAAGGAAUUUUUCCAAACAUUCACGCUAUCAGAUAGAUGAAAGUCAAGAAUCAACAAGUAGAAAUGUCCCUAAACGAGAAAAGUUGGGAUCAUUACCAGCAUUUAUUCCACUUUAAUUGUUUUAAGACAUGUUGGUGAGUAGAAUGUGAAAAUCUUCCCUUGUGCUUUACUGUCAAAAAACAAAUUUUAUGUUAGAUAAAAAAUAAAAGAAACAAAUAAAAAACGAUAAAUGAAUAAU